This is a messenger RNA of Saccoglossus kowalevskii, 1005 nucleotides long. RefSeq lists its product as uncharacterized. Gene Ontology annotation, molecular function: cysteine-type endopeptidase activity. The record is from RefSeq and is a predicted model, not a curated record. Gene Ontology annotation, biological process: proteolysis. NCBI's taxonomy places the organism in Eukaryota, Metazoa, Hemichordata, Enteropneusta, Harrimaniidae.
AACUCCCUGAUAAGCAGAAGGAAGUUCUCCGACAAACCAUUCGCAAUCUGUAUGACAAGUUAACCACUCACGGGAAACUUGAUGUCCAAUUGGUAGAUUGGGUUCUAAAGGAGAACAACAGACUAGAAGAUAAAGACAUCCUACUUCGACUAUUUCAACUGUAUGAUAUCAUUUACCCAUGUCCUCCGGAAUCAGGGUCAAAGGUCACUGAAUACUACAUGGCAUGCCUUCUUGAAUCAGAACCAGAAAAUCGUUUUCUGUCACCUUUACAUAGUACAUCAGGUCCUACUCUAUACCUCCACUUUGCUUUUAAAUAUUUACCAGAUGGCUUGUUCCACCAGCUAGUUAUUAGAUGCAUCAAGAAGUGGCGAGAAGCCAAGUUAUUCUAUAAUGACGCCUGGUUUGAUAUUGGAAGGAACCAUAUCCUCAUCAUGUCGAAGAGAGAAUCUGACAUCACCCUUACAGUGAAGACAGAACCGGCAGGAAGCAUAGCUGUGAAAUUACAAUCAUCCUAUGGUCCAGAAGUAAGAAAGUAUGUGGAAGACAGCCUGAAUAUCCUUAUCAAGCGAUACAACCCUGGUCUAUCAUACACACCAUGUUUGAAGUGUCCAUGUGAUAAACAUGAUGUAUUAAAGAUUACACCUGAUGGGAAGGAUAUGGAUGAUGGUUGUGUUGACCGUAGUAAAGAUAGAUGCAUGUACAAAAGCAAAGUUAUCAUGUCUGAUUGGUCCUUCUGGGAAUCUUCAGGAGAAGAUUGCCAACCUGUCAUCACCAAAUUAGAUGUGAAAUCUGGUUGUGUGUCUAUUGAGUGGGACCUGGGUAAAGCGACAUCAGGGUUUAUUAAGAGAUCUGAAGAUAAACUUAACUGGACUGAAAUCAAAGCUGUGAAGGAUAAGACUGGUUCUUACAAGGAUCGUGUAUUACAACCCCAGACUAUAUACUAUUGUAGAAUACAAGGUGAAGAUGACACAUCUGCUGGUUAUACCGUCUCUAUAAAUACUGAAG